Fraxinus pennsylvanica is the source of this 1869-nucleotide messenger RNA. Lineage: Eukaryota; Viridiplantae; Streptophyta; Magnoliopsida; Lamiales; Oleaceae. The record is from the annotation of a GenBank genome assembly.
AUGGAGGAGCAGAAGCAGGAAUUCUCUCAAUUCAAAGGCCAGCCAAGGCUUCCCAAAUUCGCAAUCCCCAACUGCUAUGAUCUCAAACUGAAACCCGACCUCGCCGCAUGCAAGUUCACCGGCGCCGUCGACAUCUCCGUCGACGUUGUCUCCGUCACUAAGUUCCUCGUUCUUAACGCAGCCGAACUCUCCGUCAGCCCUGACUCCGUCAAUUUCACAUCCAAUAAUAAGGUGGUUGAGGUGUUUGAUGUGGAGAUGUGUGAGAAGGACGAGAUAAUAGUGUUGGAGUUUGAGGAGAAUUUGCCUCUUGGAGUUGGAGUUUUAAGCAUGGAUUUUGAGGGGACUCUCAAUGAUAAAAUGAAAGGGUUUUAUAGAAGCACCUAUGAGCAUAAUGGGGAGAAGAAAAAUAUGGCUGUUACCCAGUUUGAACCAGCCGAUGCAAGGCGUUGCUUCCCUUGUUGGGAUGAGCCUGCUUGUAAGGCUACUUUCAAGAUUACAUUGGAAGUACCAGCAGAACUCAUAGCUCUUUCCAACAUGCCAGUCAUUGAAGAAAAAAUUAAUGGGAAUCUGAAGACAGUAUAUUAUCAAGAAUCGCCAAUCAUGUCAACAUACUUGGUAGCAGUUGUUGUUGGCUUGUUUGAUUAUGUUGAAGAUCACACCCCUGAUGGAAUCCCUGUUAGGGUGUACUGCCAAAUUGGCAAGGUAAAUCAAGGGAAAUUUGCCCUGGAUGUUGCUGUUAAAACACUUGGCCUCUACAAGGAGUACUUUGCAGUGCCAUAUUCGCUGCCCAAAUUGGACAUGAUUGCAAUUCCUGAUUUUGCUGCUGGAGCUAUGGAGAAUUAUGGACUAGUUACAUAUCGAGAAACUGCUUUGCUCUAUGAUGAUAAGCACUCUGCAGCUGCUAACAAGCAAAGGGUUGCCACUGUUGUGGCACAUGAACUUGCACAUCAGUGGUUUGGCAAUCUUGUGACUAUGGAAUGGUGGACACAUUUAUGGCUGAAUGAGGGAUUUGCAACAUGGGUGAGCUAUUUAGCUACUGAUAGAUUGUUCCCAGAGUGGCAAAUUUGGACUCAGUUUCUUGAGGAAAGUACUGAAGGGCUUCGACUAGAUGGGCUUGCAGAAUCUCACCCCAUUGAGGUAGAUGUAAAUCAUGCACGUGAAAUUGAUGAGAUUUUUGAUGCAAUCAGUUACAGAAAGGGUGCAUCUGUCAUUCAGAUGCUACAGGGCUAUCUUGGCCCUGAAUGUUUUCAGCGGGCGCUUGCUACAUACAUAAAACGGUAUGCUUGCUCAAAUGCAAAGACAGAAGAUUUAUGGUCUGUUCUUCAGGAAGAAUCUGGUGAGCCGGUGAAGAGGCUAAUGAACUCAUGGACAAAGCAGAAAGGUUAUCCUGUUGUCUCUGUGAGAGUCGAAGGCCAAAAUUUGGAGUUUGAGCAGACACAAUUUCUAUUGAGUGCUUCUCGUGGUGAUGGGCAAUGGAUAGUUCCUGUAACGUUGUGCUGCUGCUCUUAUGAUGCUCGUAAAAGUUUCCUGCUGCAAACAGUGUCUGGAAGUCUUGAUUUGAAGGAGUUCUCAUGUGCCUCAGUUUCAAAUGUCAGUUCUUGGAUAAAAGUUAAUGUAGAUCAGACUGUAGCAGGAACUCGUAAAUUGGAUGGACCAAUAGUGUUUUCCGUUAGUGCUUUAAUCCCUUUUAGAGUGGCCAAUGCAGAAUCUGCAGCACUAAUCUUUGGUGUUUUGUCUUUCUUAAGAUACUUAAAUGGUCCUGCAAAAGGUUCAUGUGAGAGAAGAUCAGCUAAUGGAAAUGUGGCAUCACUGUCAGUAGUUGUCCCCAAUUGUGUUCCUGCUAAAUCAACAACAGCACUUGCCAACUGA